UCGCUAGCCGCUCGCCCUGCCUGACUAGUUUGCGGCUGCGAGGGGUAGAGCGUCGCGCUCGUCUUAUAUAACUUUAAAAGUACUCAUGGAUGUAAUGGCGCAAAGGGCGGUCGUUUCGCCGCAACAUUUAUGAUUCGCCGCGGAUUAAACCAGAGAUUAGGAGCCGCUGACAGACCGAGCACUUUGUUUUGGUUUUUUUUUUUUUUUCGCCCCCUUUCCCUUCAUUUUCUUCUUCUUCUCCUUCCGGCGACGUGCAUUAAAAAGUUGACGGAUCCGUGAAAGGGCGCGCGCGCCCACACACACACACAAGGUGGAACUGGCGAGCGUCAACGGCGACGUUGUUGAGCUUUAAGUUAGGAAUAUCGCGGAGAAUGUUUUCCUGCGAGAAGGAGGGAGGCACCGCAACGAAUUCAUCUAUUUCACCGCACAACAGCGCCGGGGCGAGAAGAAGUGGAGCUCCUUCACAAGCCUGAUUCAGUGGAUAUUGAUUUAACCACAUACAUAUAGAUUUUUGUUGCUUUUUUUUUUUUUCACCCCCAGCUCAACUGCCUGGACUCACAAGCGAUGACCUAACCGGUGGAGUUUAUGUUUUUCUCUCAGCAGAAUGAAGAAAUGGAUCAGGGUGGACCAAAGCACAACGGUAAUCGAAACAGCAACCUGACAUUUGGGGAGUUAGCACCUGAAUUAGGCAGAGAUACUUCUGCUUUACGGCAUCAGUCUACAAUGCAUCUGCCCGGUCCUGGGAAUCUGACCCAGAGUACGCUGGCCCCAAAUGGACGGGGCGGAACCAAAGACCAGAGGAGCUUUGGAGGCAUCUUUGAGUCUUCUCAACUUCAUGUCCCAUGCGAUGGGACCGAUAAAGAGGGUAAAAUGAACAGAAUGCAGAAACAAGAACAGGAUAUAUUCAACAUUGGAGACAAUUUGUCGUUGCUGAACCAGAAUAUUUCUGAUCUCAACCAGUCGUCCAUGUCUAUCAUCACCACCUCAGAAAACUCUGUGCUGGGUAACCUCCCUCUGCCAGACCUUUUCCCACAGCAAAUCAAGCAGGAAGUGGUCUUUUCCAUGGAUAAGGACUUAGGAAAUUACAGUGGACAAACAGGUGCUGGUCCUAGCAAUUUGGAUGGCAACAGCAGUCAGCUAAUUGAUGAUGCAGAAAUUUGGCAAGAUCUUGACCUUUCAAGUUCGCUGCCAGAAAUCAGUGUUUUUGAGUUGGAUUCAGAGGUGGCACAUUUGGAUAACAUCCUGCAAGAAAGCAGCCUUGGUGGCGCUUCCAUCAGCGGCUUGCCGAAGGACACAAAACCCCUCAUGGGUAAUGGAGAGAACUGCACCAGUAUGAAUGGCAUGGAGCAGCAGCAUCCGAUGCACCAGCAGCAGCCUCUCCAACACCUGGCUCAGCACCAGCAACAUGCGCAUCAGCCCCAACAGCCUCCAUCCAUGCUUGCUGGUGUUGUCAUCAAAGAAGAGAAGGACCCCGAUUUCAUCCAUAUGAGUACUCCUGGUGUGGUCAAGCUGGAGAGGCAGGACAGUUCUGGUUACUGCCAGUCGCAGUGUCUCCAGGGAGGCAUGGGUUCUCUCCAUGGAGGAGGGGUUGGCCCCAUGCCAUCUCCCAUGGGUGUUGGUGCUGGACCUGCAUACAACUUCGGAGCCAGUCAACCAUCCACAGUGAACCUGCCAGACCAGAAGCCUUUUGCUGCGUUCUCGAGCCUACCUGGGGUUGGGGAGAGCUGGAUAGGGGGGAAAAGAUACGGAGAGUCCUCCGGGAUACAGAGCAGCAGCGAUGGCCUCCAGUCUGCAGCGGCUUUGGCAAAUUUUCCCAUCGGCUUUUCCAGCUCGUCAACCAGGACAGGAGAGCCCAGCAGCACUGUGGUGUCAAGCCAGUCCAAACCCAGUGGGCAGAGCCAUAAGGUCUGUUUGGUGUGCUCGGACGAGGCCUCGGGAUGCCACUAUGGUGUGGUAACCUGCGGCAGUUGCAAGGUGUUCUUCAAGAGGGCCGUCGAAGGAUGGAGAGCACGACAAAACACAGAUGGUCAGCACAAUUACCUGUGUGCAGGGAGAAACGACUGCAUCAUUGAUAAGAUCCGCAGGAAGAACUGUCCGGCGUGCCGCUUCAGGAAAUGUCUUCAAGCCGGAAUGAAUUUGGAAGCGAGGAAAAACAAGAAGCUAAUCAAGAUGAAAGUUCAGCGGCCCCCAGGCCCAUCAGAGCCCGUUAACAACUUGCCCAUUCCAAUCAUACCGAAGAGCAUGCCCCAACUGGUGCCCACCAUGCUGUCUGUUCUGAAGGCCAUCGAACCAGAGAUCAUCUACUCGGGCUACGACAGCACGCUGCCAGACACCUCGUCACGCCUCAUGACCACGCUCAACAGGCUGGGGGGACAGCAGGUCAUCUCUGCCGUCAAGUGGGCCAAGUCACUGCCAGGCUUCCGUAGCCUCCACCUUGAUGACCAGAUGACAUUGCUGCAGUGCUCCUGGCUGUUCCUCAUGUCCUUCAGUCUUGGCUGGAGGUCGUACGAGCAGUGCAACGGCAGGAUGCUCUGCUUUGCCCCAGACCUCGUCAUAAACAAAGAGCGCAUGAAUCUGCCUCUCAUGGAUGACCAGUGCAAGCAGAUGCUGAAGAUCUGCAACGAGUUCGUCCGACUGCAGGUCUCCUAUGACGAGUACCUGUGCAUGAAGGUGCUCCUGCUGCUCAGCACAGUACCAAAAGAGGGCCUGAAGAGCCAGGCGAUUUUUGACGAGAUCAGGAUGACGUACAUCAAGGAGCUGGGAAAAGCCAUCGUGAAGAGAGAGGAGAACACGAGUCAGAACUGGCAGCGUUUCUACCAGCUAACUAAGCUACUGGACUCCAUGCAGGAGAUGGUUGAGGGUCUCCUGCAGAUCUGCUUUCACACCUUUGUGAAUAAAACCCUGAGUGUGGAAUUCCCAGAGAUGCUGGCGGAGAUCAUCACCAACCAGAUACCAAAAUUCAAAGAUGGGAGCGUCAAACCUCUGCUGUUUCAUCAGAAAUGACUGCCUUAAACUGUGAAUCGAUGCCUUAAAUCCAACCCUAUACCUGUUCCUGUACAGAGCCCCCUCAAACACUUCCUUAUUCUGCCAACCCUCAUCACUUUGGUCUGGUUUCUUGUUUUUCGGGUUGGUUUGUCCCCCCUCUUCCCUCCAGCAAUGGACCAUUCAACCUAAUCUCCAAGCAAAGCACUGCUGGCCUCAAACCUCCUUUUUUCAGUUGGUUGUGGUCAAUCCAACCUCUGACCUGUAGUCUGCUGUCUUGGUUAACCGAGAAGAAUUUGGUCUCUGAAUGUAAGAUGGAAAAUCAGUUUUUGUCACUCCCUCAACCACGGCCCUGACUUUAGACAUAUUUAAAGAUUCUGAAGAUGUCCUUUUUGCCUGCAGAGUUCCAUAGCUGUUUUCAUGCAUACAACCGUUUCCCCACGCAACGCGGCUCCCACACUUCACAACUCGUGGGGAUCAUCAGCCCAAGCCUUAGUGUUCAUCCGCUCACCUGCAACGCUUCACCGCACAGCAAAUGUAAAGACUGUCCGCCGUCCUGGGUUUUCCCCAGAACGCUGUUGGUGAUGAAGAGGAGGAGGAAACACAAAAAGGAGUUCUUCCUCUGGACUCGAGGACAGAAAGGAUGUAAAUCUGAUUCAUUUACUCGUCCAACAGAAAGGAGGAACGUUGUUCAUGUGUGAUGCAUACGCAGAAGUCCCGCUCUCAUCAAACACACGCACAUUUGUUCAGCCACAUGUUUACACAGGAUGUAUUUGAGGGAAAACUAGUGCCUUUUAGUUUUUACGCUCUUCAUAGCCAUCCUCGUCUAACUCUUAUUUCUGCAUUCAAAUCCAUAGAUGACAUCUUUCUAGAGAUUUGGUCUGUUUGUCAUUUUUCCACUAGUACUGGGUUUUCAAACGGAGUUUUUACUGGUUUUAACGUGGUGUGUUCUAACUCGGCUCUCUGGUCGUGGAACAAAGUCACCCUGUGGUAUUUCAAUUGGAACAGUUUUAAUUUGGUACAAAUAGUUCAAAUAGCAACUGAUGUUAGAAGUCUGAUUCGAUUGAUAAACACGUCUUGCACACGCUGCCACCAGCAUUGUCUUAGACAUUAAAAAAUUAAAAACAUACUUAAACCUAAUGUUUUGGGACAGUUGGCGUAAAAGUGAGUAUAUCUUUUAAAGUGUAGUUCUGUGGAAUAGGUUGAAGUAGAUAAUAUCUUACCUGUCUUAAAUAGCUCCUCGAGUUUGGAGAAACCAGUUUAAUUCUUACCCGAUGAGCUAAUGGCUAGUCAGAGUGAGACCAAACUGAAGUGCUGCCAUCUAAAAAUAAAAACUUUGAAAUCGUAGCGGUUCAUGCAAACGGUGUUUUAAAAACCUUUGCAUCAUUGUUCAUUUUACUUAAGGAAUUUUUAGUCAUUUUUAGAGCCCGACCGAUAUGGACAUUUUGGCUAUCGCCAAUACUGUUGUUGGGAAGGCUAAUGCCGAUAACCGAUGUAAUGGCAGAAAAAAAUUGAGGGGUGAAAAUUAGAAGUGUU
Nematolebias whitei (Rio pearlfish) is the source of this 4518-nucleotide messenger RNA. RefSeq names its product glucocorticoid receptor. Bases 586 to 3003 code for a protein of 805 amino acids. Gene Ontology annotation, molecular function: zinc ion binding; sequence-specific DNA binding; DNA-binding transcription factor activity. The record is from RefSeq and is a predicted model, not a curated record. NCBI's taxonomy places the organism in Eukaryota, Metazoa, Chordata, Actinopteri, Cyprinodontiformes, Rivulidae. The transcript is spliced from 10 exons. Gene Ontology annotation, biological process: regulation of DNA-templated transcription.